CGGACGGGUCCAUGUGAGAGAGAAAAUGGUCAACCAAGACAAUACAAAGAUCGGUGUUGGCGCGGUUGCGGUGUUCGGUACUGCACUUUUGGCUUACUUGUUGUACAAACAGUGGAAGAAGAGAAAAGAUGAAGAAUCAAAUGGUGGAAAUGGUGACACAGUUGGAGGUGAUUAUCCAGUGGUUCGUAAGAGGACAUCCAAUAGGGGGCGUAAUGGAAGAUUUGUAUCUGACCCUGGGAGGAUGUUUUCCUCCACAGACCGAGUCAUGCCCGUUCCCUCGGGAGCCACUGACAACAUGGAGGGCAUCUUCAAGAGACAUUCAACAGGGGCCAGGAUAUCUCAGAUUCCAAAACCAGCUAACAGUGGCUCCAAAGUAAAUGAGGCAAAAAGACAAGUCAAGAGUUCAGAUAGGGAAAAUGUUGUAUCACCCAAACUCACGGAGCCAGACAUUAUCCCAUCCAUCGAGAAACAAACCCAGAAAGAACCACCAAAACAGGAAGUAAAAGAUGAACGUUAUGAAGAUGCCAGGGAAAAGAAGAAAAACAGUAAAAGGAAAGCUGAAGAACAAGCAGGUUCAGUGUCGGAUGUUUCAACACCUGAAUUGUCAUCAUCACCAUCAAAAAGUAAAAAAAUACCAGUCAAGAUGCCAGCUGCUUCUACCAAAGAACCUACACAGCAACCAGUUAAACCUACUGUGGUGGAGGCCAGCCAGGGCACAGAACAGUCAUUACCAUCUCAGUCUGGAGAGGCUGGAGCCAACGAGGGAGGAGCAGGUGAAGCUAUGGCUGUACCAGUUGAUCCUCAACUGGAAGAUCAAUCUGUGAUGUUGACCGGGGACUCCGAAGGCAGUGAUAUUGGAGCAGGUGAUACCUUAGCAGAGGACUAUCAGUUUGUGAGCAAGACUGGGAUUACACUAUCUCCAUCUUCAUCAGCUGAUUCUUCUCCUGCCAAGUCGCCACUUAAAACUGAUAAGAAACAAGACAAUGUUAGUGAAAAAGCUGAGGCAAAACCUACAGAAGCUUCCAGUCAAGCGUCUGAAAAGUCAAAGAGUUCAGAAUCUACCAGUACCAAGCAGACAUCAUCAGAGUCUAUGGAGGGUGAACUUGAUUCUGAGAUGAUCACCAGAGCCAUUCUACAAGUACAGAAGACACCCAGCACUGUGGACAAGAAGGUCAUCAAGGUUCUGGUGGAUCUCCUGAAAGUCCCGGAGCAGAAGUUGCUGCUGACUGGACUGGAAUCAAUUGUUAGAUGUGCAGCUUUCUCAGCUAAUCAGAAAGCCCUGCGGGAGAACAGGUGCCCUGAAGAAUUGUUGCGACUUCUCCAGGUGCAUAGUAAAGCUGUCGUUGGUGGGACUGCGAUCACUGAGAGCAUUCUGGUGGCCACUAACAACGCUAUCAUGAACCUAUCAAUGGAUGUGGCCAAUCAAGCGAAGUUAGAGGUGUGUAUUCCGAUACUCGUUGACCUGGUGAUGCAUGAAGGGAUGUCGUCCAACGUGAAGCUAUCUUCCCUACAACCACUGACCAACCUGUCCACCACGUCCACCUACCACGGCCAGUACACGCGUGCAGUACAGCAGCUGUACGAUCUCCUCGAUGUCGGCAACAGGGUGGUCCGAAUCCAGGCAAUCAAGCUGCUUGUCAACCUCUCCUGUAACUCAGAGAUGGUCAAACAUCUGCUUGCCGCCAAGGCACCUACAUGUAUGAUGUCACUCCUGGAAAAGACAGCCGAUCCCAACAUGUCUCUGCGAUUAAUCACGCUGCUGGCCAAUAUAGUUUCAACCGCACAGAAAGAAGACGUCACAUCCUCGUCCCUACCCCCUGACGACAAAGCAGCAUCCCCGGAAACUAUGUACUCUGCCAUAUUUGGUGUGAACAAUCUGAGUCAGAUUAGGAGCAAGGUGUACCCCCUGACGAGGCACGACUCUGAGGACAUCUCCCAGCAAGCAGCUAGGCUGUAUAAAAGUCUCCCCAGCUGUUGAUCGAUGAAAAAACGUCUGUGUGUUUAAUGCACACGCCUCACUGUCUACUCAGCUGUAUGUUUUGGGGAAAAGUGUGCAGUAUUCACAUUAAAAUAUGACAGUCAAAAUGAAAUUACGACAUGCCGGUUACUGUGUUAUUUCAAUCAUGAUAUCUUGGGGACAUGGCACACAAUAGCCAUUAACAAAAGUGUGACAUUGAGACUGUGUGAAAAGGUUUUCUCAAAUACCAAUGACACUUAAAAAAGGGAUGCUUGAACAUAUGACUGAUUUGGAAGUGAUGUGGUGUAACAGUCUGAAACUUCAGUCACUAGUCUGAAGCGCAUGUCAAAUAAGAUUUUUUUUGGUUUAGAAAGAUCAUUUAAUUAUAGGCCAUACCGGUAUAUCAGUAAGUAUAUUAUGACUCAAGUCUACUGAAAAUAUUUCGUUUUAUAUUAAGUUUUAUAUCAGUAAGUAUACUAUCGCUCGAGUCUACUGAAACUGUUGCCAAGGGCAAGAAUUUUCACAUAUUUGGGGCACAGAUAUUAGCAUUAUUAAUGGAUAUCAAUAUUUAGAUGAGUGUGAACAGCUGAUACCUUUUUGAUGUAGUGUCUGUUCUCUAAAGUUUUGAACAUUAUAUAUGGUGUUUCAACAAAAGAGGAUUUGUGAAUGAAGUGUUCAAUUUGUCUUUUGCAAAUGAUAGUACAUUCAGGUUUCUCGUCUUUGAGAAGUGUUAACUUGAAAAUAAUAACUACUGUAUAUUGCCAUGUCUAUUUUUUAGUAUGUAGAAACAAGGGGUUUUAAACACGGGAUGAAUUUUGUACUUGGAAGGGUAUCAUGAUACCUAUUUUCACAGCAUUAUCGCAUAAAUUUAGUCACACUUUGAACAUUAAUAUUUCAUAUUUUUUAAUUGUCCAUGAAAAGAUCAACAUUUUUUAUUCUCAAAGAUUAAAAAGUUCCAAUGUCCCAUCUUUGUGCAUGAAAAAAUAAUCAUUUAUAACUCUCAUAA
Molecule: messenger RNA, 2963 nt
Organism: Haliotis rubra (blacklip abalone)
Lineage: Eukaryota; Metazoa; Mollusca; Gastropoda; Lepetellida; Haliotidae
Exons: 5
Coding region: 26-1978 (650 amino acids)
Cellular component (GO): mitochondrion
Source: RefSeq, a predicted model, not a curated record